Molecule: messenger RNA, 549 nt
Organism: Neogale vison (American mink)
Lineage: Eukaryota; Metazoa; Chordata; Mammalia; Carnivora; Mustelidae
Gene: LEMD1
Product: LEM domain containing 1
Exons: 5
Coding region: 1-549 (182 amino acids)
Source: RefSeq, a predicted model, not a curated record
AUGGUGGAUGUGAAGUGUCUGAGGGACUAUGAGUUACAGCAUGAACUUAGUAAGCUCGGAUUCUCACCUGGACCAAUACUCCCGUCCACCAGAAAAGUGUAUGAAAAAAAGUUAGUACAGCUGUUGGUCUCACCUCCCUGUACACCACCGGUGAUGAAUGGACCUGAGGGGCUGAACGGAGCUCAGGAUGAUGACGGCAGUAAAGAGCUUAAUGCCACUAUCAUUUUGAAAGGAAAUAUCAUUCUCUCAUCAGAAAAAAACAAGGAACCCAAAAAAAGACUCGAGACUUCCAUCACCAAACCAAAAGCCCUAGAUAUCAACUGCCUGGUUUAUAAGCAUUCCGAGGGAAUAAGGUUACCCACGAGAGCAUCAAACACCAGAUGCAGAGGACGGAGCACCCGAGAGACUGACAACUGCCCCGUGAACAGGAGUUUUGAGUACGGGAACCUAGAAAUUCUUCCCGUGGGCUUGAAGCUCGCUGUGCUUGGUAUCUUCAUCAUUGUCCUCUUUGUCUACCUAACGGUGGAAAGGAAGCCGUUCUUCGGCUAA